GCAGGUUCUCUUACAUCGACCGCCUAAGAGUCGCGCUGUAAGAAGCAACAACCUCUCCUCUUCGUCUCCGCCAUCAGCUCGGCAGUCGCGAAGCAGCAACCAUGGUGAGAAUCGGCUUCGGCUCUUUGUGGCCGUUGGGUGGAGUCAGCGCCCCCAGGCUCUACUUGGAAAACCUUUAAGCUCUUUUCUUUCGUAAGCUCUCUGGGCGAGGGUGGUGGUAUGUUUUGUGAGGUUUAGCUUAGCCCCAAAUCCUCAAGCCCCGCCGCCGCCGCAGUGCGGGUGCAGGAACCGGGCCAGUACUGCGCCCAGGGCGCAGCAGAGCGCUGGGGAGGAACAAAGGCGGCGCCUAGGCGCCUGUGUUAUCCGAGAGACUUUCGGGGGCCGCGGGCAGCCCGUCUGCCGCGACCGAGGGGUCUGGGGCGUCCCGGCUGGGCCCCGUGUCUGUGCGCACGGUUUCGCUGAUGCUGAGGGGCCACUUUCUGUCUCGCGUUGUUCUCUGGGGACCGGGAGAGGAGGAGGCACCCAAAAAGAGCGGGGGCGUUGGGCGAGCUGGGGGACGUGGGAGGGGGAACGGGAACAAAGCGCAGCCUAGGGUUAGCGUGGGAAGACCCUCCGCGGUCUUUGGCGUUUUGGAAAGAUACCCACACAUUCCCGGGAAAACAUGCGUGAGUGCAUCUCCAUCCACGUUGGCCAGGCUGGUGUCCAGAUUGGCAAUGCCUGCUGGGAGCUCUACUGCCUGGAACACGGCAUCCAGCCCGAUGGCCAGAUGCCAAGUGACAAGACCAUUGGGGGAGGAGAUGAUUCCUUCAACACCUUCUUCAGUGAGACGGGGGCUGGCAAGCAUGUGCCCCGGGCAGUGUUUGUAGACUUGGAACCCACAGUCAUUGAUGAAGUUCGCACUGGCACCUACCGCCAGCUCUUCCACCCUGAGCAACUUAUCACAGGCAAAGAAGAUGCUGCCAAUAACUAUGCCCGAGGGCACUACACCAUUGGCAAGGAGAUCAUUGACCUCGUGUUGGACCGAAUUCGCAAGCUGGCCGACCAGUGCACGGGUCUCCAGGGCUUCUUGGUUUUCCACAGCUUUGGUGGGGGAACUGGUUCUGGGUUCACCUCGCUGCUCAUGGAACGUCUCUCAGUUGAUUAUGGCAAGAAGUCCAAGCUGGAGUUCUCUAUUUACCCGGCGCCCCAGGUUUCCACAGCUGUAGUUGAGCCCUACAACUCCAUCCUCACCACCCACACCACCCUGGAGCACUCUGAUUGUGCCUUCAUGGUAGACAAUGAGGCCAUCUAUGACAUCUGUCGUAGAAACCUCGAUAUUGAGCGUCCAACCUAUACUAACCUGAAUAGGUUAAUAGGUCAAAUUGUGUCCUCCAUCACUGCUUCCCUGAGAUUUGAUGGAGCCCUGAAUGUUGACCUGACAGAAUUCCAGACCAACCUGGUGCCCUAUCCCCGCAUCCACUUCCCUCUGGCCACAUAUGCCCCUGUCAUCUCUGCUGAGAAAGCCUACCAUGAACAGCUUUCUGUAGCAGAGAUCACCAAUGCUUGCUUUGAGCCAGCCAACCAGAUGGUGAAAUGUGACCCUCGCCAUGGUAAAUACAUGGCUUGCUGCCUGUUGUACCGUGGUGACGUGGUUCCCAAAGAUGUCAAUGCUGCCAUUGCCACCAUCAAGACCAAGCGUACCAUCCAGUUUGUGGAUUGGUGCCCCACUGGCUUCAAGGUUGGCAUCAACUACCAGCCUCCCACUGUGGUGCCUGGUGGAGACCUGGCCAAGGUACAGAGAGCUGUGUGCAUGCUGAGCAACACCACAGCCAUUGCUGAGGCCUGGGCUCGCCUGGACCACAAGUUUGACCUGAUGUAUGCCAAACGUGCCUUUGUUCACUGGUACGUUGGGGAGGGGAUGGAGGAAGGUGAGUUUUCAGAGGCCCGUGAGGACAUGGCUGCCCUUGAGAAGGAUUAUGAGGAGGUUGGUGUGGAUUCUGUUGAAGGAGAGGGUGAGGAAGAAGGAGAGGAAUACUAAAGUUAAAACGUCACAAAGGUGCUGCUUUUACAGGGAAGCUUAUUCUGUUUUAAACAUUGAAAAGUUGUGGUCUGAUCAGUUAAUUUGUAUGUAGCAGUGUAUGCUCUCAUAUACAAUUACUGACCUAUGCUCUAAAACAUGAAUGCUUUGUUACAGACCCAAGCUGUCCAUUUCUGUGAUGGGUUUUGAAUAAAGUAUUCCCUGUCUUAAAUGAA
Messenger RNA from Homo sapiens (human), 2232 nucleotides. RefSeq names its product tubulin alpha 1a (gene TUBA1A). Bases 662 to 2017 code for a protein of 451 amino acids. Gene Ontology annotation, molecular function: structural constituent of cytoskeleton; protein-folding chaperone binding; protein-containing complex binding. The record is from RefSeq and is marked reviewed. NCBI's taxonomy places the organism in Eukaryota, Metazoa, Chordata, Mammalia, Primates, Hominidae. Gene Ontology annotation, biological process: adult behavior; response to tumor necrosis factor; memory. The transcript is spliced from 4 exons. Gene Ontology annotation, cellular component: neuromuscular junction; cytoplasmic microtubule; synapse.